UCAUGCAUUGUAUGCGAAUAGAGGAGAAUCAAUUGUGCAAUAAAUUCCUGAACAAAUUGCAAUUAAUAGAUCUUAUAAACAUAAAUGUAUUUCAGUACGCCAUUCAAUGCCAAUGUAAUCCCAUUGGUGGUUUAUUUGAAUAAUUUGCUGCCACAUUCAAAAGCAAUUCAUGCACGAAAUAUAUUGCAGAAUCAAAUUGACAUAUGUUCAAUAAACUUACAAUUUCAGUAGAUAAAUUGGAUUACAAGCUUAGUCCCUGGUGCAUGGUUUUGGGUUGCAAAAUGGAGUUAGAGAAAUGUUUGACAAGUCUUUGGGUGCUUGAUGUUUUCAUUCUCUGGGCUCUGUUGUCUUUUUCAGUAGUAGUGAGCUCAAAAUCACAACAAGUCCCUGCACUUUUUAUCUUUGGUGAUUCACUGAGUGAUGAUGGGAACAACAACUAUCUAUCUUCUUUGGCCAGAUCAAACUUCCCUCCUUAUGGGAUUGAUUUUCCCUUUGGACCUACUGGAAGGUUUUGCAAUGGACGUACUGUGGUAGAUUAUAUAGGCCAAUUUCUUGGAUUGCCAUUUGUGCCAGCCUAUUUGGCUCCAUCAACCAAAGGGAAAAAGGUUAUGGAGGGAGUAAACUAUGCUUCAGCAGCUGCUGGGAUUUUGGAUGAUACUGGUAGAAACUAUGGCGGUCGAAUAUCCUUUAAUGGACAAAUAAGCAGUUUUCAGAAUACGUUACAGGUUGUGAGUAGACGGUUGGGAAGUCCAGAAGCAGUUUCCCAGUUUCUGUCAAAGUCCAUUUUCGCUCUAAGUCUUGGAAGCAACGAUUACAUCAAUAACUACUUAUUGCCGCAGUUUUUUACAACAAGCAGGCAGUAUUCACCACAAACUUUUGCUGACCUUUUAAUCUCUGAAUACUCAAAACAGCUGCAGGGUCUGUAUAAGUUAGGUGCAAGGAAAUUUUUAGUGUCUACAGUGGGUCCUCUGGGUUGCAUUCCUCAGCAGUUGGCCAUGACAAACUCAAAUGGUCAUUGUGUUGAGAGUAUUAAUAAGCUAAUCGAGCCAUUCAAUGAUGGGCUUCUGAGUUUGAUCAAUCAACUAAACAAUAACCUGACUGGCUCACAUUUUGUGUACCAAAACACCUACACAGCUGUUCUGGACAUGAUUAACAAUCCCACUGAAUAUGGUUUUAGGGUGGUGAACCAGGGUUGCUGUGGAGUUGGAAGGUACAAUGCACAGAUAACAUGCAUCCUUUUCAUUCAACCUUGUGCAAACAGAAACCAAUAUGUGUUCUGGGAUGCAUUUCAUCCCACUGAAGCAGUCAACUUGAUAUUGGCCAACAAAGCUUUUAAUGGAAGCCCACUGGAUGUUUAUCCCAUCAAUUUGACCACACUAAUGCAAUUGCAUCUUUAAUAUCUUAAAUCCCAAAACUCACUAUUAUGCUUAC
Messenger RNA from Cryptomeria japonica (Japanese cedar), 1431 nucleotides. RefSeq names its product GDSL esterase/lipase 7. The record is from RefSeq and is a predicted model, not a curated record. NCBI's taxonomy places the organism in Eukaryota, Viridiplantae, Streptophyta, Pinopsida, Cupressales, Cupressaceae. The coding region runs from base 204 to 1397 and encodes 397 amino acids. The transcript is spliced from 5 exons. Gene Ontology annotation, molecular function: hydrolase activity, acting on ester bonds.